AUGCCGCCAGCAAGUACCAGCACUACCAAUGACAUGAUUACUGAGGAACCCACUUCUCCACGUCAGAUCCCUAGAUUGACCAGGAGAUUGACCGGGUUUCUGCCACAAGAAAUCAAGUCAAUUGACACUGUGAUUCCCUUGAAAUCAAGGGCGCUGUGGAACAAGCACCAGGUCAGAAAAUUCGACAAACCUGAGGACUUCCAGGAUAGGUUUAUCGACCAUGUUGAAACCACAUUAGCACGUUCUCUUUACAAUUGUGAUGACAUGGCUGCUUAUGAGGCUGCUUCGAUGAGUGUUCGUGACAACUUGGUCAUCGACUGGAACAAGACCCAGCAAAAGUUCACCACGAGAGACCCAAAAAGAGUCUACUACUUAUCUUUAGAGUUUUUAAUGGGUAGAGCGUUGGACAAUGCUCUGAUCAACAUGAAAAUCGACGACCCAGAAGACCCAUCUGCCUCCCAGGACUCUAAGGGAGAACCAAGAGAAAUGAUCAAGGGUGCCCUGGAUGAUUUAGGUUUCAAACUGGAAGACGUUCUAGACCAAGAACCGGAUGCAGGUCUGGGUAACGGUGGGCUAGGUCGUCUUGCUGCUUGUUUCGUCGACUCAAUGGCAACAGAGGGCAUCCCUGCAUGGGGGUACGGUCUGCGUUAUGAGUAUGGUAUCUUUGCCCAAAAAAUCAUCGAUGGUUACCAAGUGGAAACCCCGGAUUACUGGUUGAAUUCUGGUAAUCCAUGGGAAAUUGAACGUAACGAAGUUCAAAUUCCAGUCACAUUUUAUGGUUACGUCGAUAGGCCAGAAGGUGGUAAGACGACAUUGAGUGCAUCACAAUGGAUUGGUGGUGAACGUGUUCUUGCCGUUGCCUACGAUUUCCCCGUUCCAGGUUUCAAAACUUCCAAUGUUAAUAAUUUGAGAUUGUGGCAAGCAAGACCUACCACCGAGUUCGAUUUUGCUAAAUUCAAUAAUGGUGACUAUAAGAACUCUGUGGCUCAACAGCAAAGUGCCGAGUCCAUUACCGCUGUGCUGUAUCCAAACGACAACUUUGCCCAAGGUAAAGAACUGAGAUUGAAACAGCAAUACUUCUGGUGUGCUGCAUCCCUGCACGAUAUCCUAAGAAGAUUCAAAAAAUCCAAGAGGUCAUGGACCGAGUUCCCUGAACAAGUGGCUAUUCAAUUGAACGAUACUCAUCCAACUUUAGCUAUCCUUGAAUUGCAAAGAGUCUUGGUUGAUUUGGAAAAAUUGGACUGGCACGAAGCUUGGGACAUUGUCACCAAGACCUUUGCUUAUACCAACCACACCGUUAUGCAGGAAGCCUUGGAAAAAUGGCCCGUUGGCUUGUUCGGCCAUUUGUUGCCCAGACAUCUGGAAAUCAUUUACGAUAUUAAUUGGUUCUUCUUGCAAGAUGUUGCAAAGAAAUUCCCCAAGGAUGUUGAUCUUUUGUCUCGUAUAUCCAUCAUCGAGGAAAACUCUCCAGAGAGACAGAUCAGAAUGGCCUUUUUGGCUAUUGUUGGUUCUCAUAAAGUCAACGGUGUUGCGGAAUUGCACUCUGAAUUAAUUAAGACCACCAUCUUCAAAGAUUUCGUCAAAUUCUACGGUGCAUCAAAGUUUGUCAACGUUACUAACGGUAUCACACCAAGAAGAUGGUUGAAGCAAGCUAACCCUAACUUGGCUAGAUUGAUUAGCAAAACUCUUAACGAUCCUACAGAGGACUAUCUACUAGACAUGACAAAGUUAACUCAACUGGCAAAGCACCUUGAGGAUAAGAAGUUUUUGAAAGAGUGGAAUCAAGUCAAACUCAAUAAUAAGAUCAGAUUGGUGGACCUAAUCAAAAAAGAAAAUGGUGGUGAAGACAUCAUUAACAGAGAGUAUCUAGACGAUACUUUGUUUGAUAUGCAAGUUAAACGUAUUCACGAGUAUAAACGUCAACAACUAAACGUCUUUGGUAUUAUUUACCGUUACUUAGCAAUGAAAAAUAUGCUAGAGAACGGUGCUUCCAUCGAGGAAGUGGCCAAGAAAUAUCCACGUAAGGUUUCUAUCUUCGGUGGUAAGAGUGCACCCGGUUACUACAUGGCUAAGUUGAUCAUCAAACUGGUCAACUCUGUCGCUGAAAUUGUUAACAACGACGAAUCAAUCGACGACUUAUUGAAAGUUGUCUUCAUUGCUGAUUAUAAUGUAUCCAAGGCCGAAAUUAUUAUUCCAGCAAGUGAUUUAAGUGAACAUAUUUCAACUGCUGGUACAGAAGCGUCAGGUACUUCUAAUAUGAAGUUUGUCAUGAAUGGUGGUUUGAUUAUUGGUACCGUCGACGGUGCCAAUGUGGAAAUUACCAGAGAGAUCGGUGAAGAUAACGUCUUCCUAUUUGGUAAUUUAAGUGAAAAUGUCGAAGAUUUGAGAUAUAACCAUCAAUACCACCCACAGGAUUUGCCAUCGAGCUUGGAAUCCGUCCUAUCUUACAUUGAGAGUGGUCAAUUCUCCCCAGAGAAUCCAAACGAAUUCAAACCAUUGGUUGACAGUAUCAAAUAUCAUGGGGAUUACUAUCUAGUUAGUGACGACUUUGAAUCCUACUUGGCCACCCAAGAGUUAGUCGACCAGGAGUUCCACAACCAAAGACCGGAAUGGUUGAAGAAGAGUGUCCUGAGUGUUGCAAACGUUGGUUUCUUCAGUAGUGACCGUUGCAUCGAGGAAUAUUCUGAUACAAUCUGGAACGUUGAACCAGUGACUUAA
This is a messenger RNA of Saccharomyces eubayanus, 2718 nucleotides long. RefSeq names its product glycogen phosphorylase (gene GPH1). The transcript has a single exon. Bases 1 to 2718 code for a protein of 905 amino acids. Gene Ontology annotation, molecular function: glycogen phosphorylase activity; pyridoxal phosphate binding. Gene Ontology annotation, cellular component: cytoplasm. NCBI's taxonomy places the organism in Eukaryota, Fungi, Ascomycota, Saccharomycetes, Saccharomycetales, Saccharomycetaceae. The record is from RefSeq and is a predicted model, not a curated record. Gene Ontology annotation, biological process: glycogen catabolic process.